UGCGGAUAGGACCGAUGGUGAUUCCGCCCAACGUUGCCAGCGAUAACCGGAAACGAUGAGCACUGGUUGGUUGUUUCGGGAGGAGUGUAGUCAAAGCGGAAGCGGCCAAAACAACUACUCACCGUAAUAUUGCUGCUAUCGAUCAAGUCAUGGAAACUUAAACGAAUUUGUGGAUUAUGAAAUUCAAGUUCUUAUUUGGAAUGGAAUGAGAAAACGGAAGGACAUUAUUUAAGUAUUUUCGUCAAAAUAGGGAAAGCCGAAAGUGUGAUUGUGUUUUAUUGGGAUCUGGAUGUAGCGGUGUGAGGGCACCAGCCUUCUAUGAUCCAUCAUGAACUAUAUCGGAAAAUUCGUCUCCAACAUCCGCGAAUUCUACAACGACCUCAAUCCCGCUACGUUAUCGGGGGCAAUCGAUGUGGUUAUUGUCGAACAAGAAGACGGAAGCUAUGCUUCUUCUCCAUUUCAUGUGCGUUUUGGGAAGCGCGGAGUAUUUAAUCGCAGGGAGAAGAUUGUGGACAUUACCAUUAAUGGCGAACCGGUGGAACUGCAUAUGAAGCUGGGGGAAACUGGAGAAGCGUUUUUUGUGCAGCAGACUGAGCCCGAAGAGUUCAUUGAUAACAAGGUUCCAGCGCUUCUGGCCACUUCACCCCUGCCACCCAGCUAUCUGAAUGAAAACUCCUCGUAUUUCCAUUCAUUACCGAAGGCUUCCCUUUCACAAAGUGGACCGGCUGCAGCCGGCUCACAUGAAGAGCCGAAAUCUCAUUCCAGUUCAGCCGAUGGAACGUCCGAGCGGCUUCCGGUUAAGCAUGAUGGUUCAGUGUCUCCACCGUCGACGGGUCGACGGGAAAGUGCCGAUACCGAUAUCUCUCUGGAGAUCGUUGCGCCUGCGACUACCGCAACGCCUGGCCGCGUCAAGUCACGAUCGCGGCGCAAACGCCGGCCAAAGGUUAAAAAGACGAGUGAUGAGGAAAUCUUCAAGAUGGACUUGUCCGAUGACGACAGGGAAACAACGCCGGUGAAUGAGACGGAUAGGGAUACGACUCCUUUGGUACGGACUUCGAGUCUGCCGGAUAUAUCUGAAGCCGAAAAAUCUGAACAUACCGUGCCUGUGGAUCAGAAUAGUUUGCGGAAUCGCCGUUUAUCGAGUCAUAGUAUGGCUCAUAUACCGAAGCAUUUACACGUAACCUUUGCGCCGUCAUUUGGAAAUCGUGGUGGCAAUAACAGUGAAGUGUCCACUACAAAGAGCGAGGGUCAGUUGACACCGCCGAAUCCUACGAUCGAUAAGGAGCAUCUUUCCGGAUUCUUAAGUGAUUCCGAAGUUGACUUGAAAAAGACAGAAACCCGUAAAAUAACAGAAGACGACGGGGCAAAUGUGAACUGGAAAUGGGGACAACUCCCAGAGAAAAAGGCUGCAGAGACACCCGAUGCAUUGACGCCAGUCUCGCAGGGCAGCCUGGAAAGUAUACCGGAAGCCUCCCAACAAUCUGCUGGAAGUACUGCUGACCAAGAAAAACGUUCGUAUCUGCGCGGCAUGUUCAGUUUUAUGCGCCGUUCUAAGCAGACCGCUCCUCUUUCGACGUCAGCGCCUAAAGAUAUAUCGAAGACAAACACGGACAAAGAUGAAACGGAAGCGGGAAAAUAUCUUUCGGAUUUGGUAGAAUCGGAAUUGAGUCAGAGUCAGAAAGAGAAAUAUUUGGUGCUCCAACAGUUCAACUUUGAAAAUAGUUCUAGGUCCGCUGCCAUUGAGUCUGGAAUUCCGAAAAACGAUAGCUUUGCGAGACAGCAGAGUAGUCAGCCCUCUGCCAUUCAGCCAGCUUCUAAAGAAAACGUUGCCGAUAAAGGCUUAAAUGUUCCUGCCACCGUCGAAGUUGAAGGCAAAAAUAUAGAACUUGUUCCUUUGGCUGCUCAAGAGCGCGGAAAGGGCGUCGAUGCGAUUGUAAAUGCGUACGGCCAAGAAACAAAUGCUGCAUCGUCAGCGUAUUCUUCAAUGGCGGGAUCACCUCCAUACAGCGACAGCGAGAGUGAUAAAAAUAGUGAUAAAGGUGUCGGCUCUAACCAGGCGUACAAGAAAACGCUGCGUUUGACAUCUGAACAGAUUAUGACGCUACCGUUGCAGUAUGGAAUGAACGAAGCGGAAUUUUGCAUCGUUACGAAAUAUCAGGGAUCUGCGCGUUGCAAGUGUAACAUCUUUUUGUGGCGAUAUGACGAUAAGAUCGUGAUUUCGGAUAUUGAUGGAACCAUUACGAAAUCAGAUGUUCUUGGCCAUAUCUUGCCAAUUAUCGGCUCGACCUGGGCGCAAGCCGGUGUCGCCGGAUUAUACAACCGCAUUGCUAAUAACGGCUACAAAUUUCUGUACUUAUCUUCGCGAGCCAUCGGUCAGGCGAGUUUUACGCGCGAUCAUCUGAAAGCGAUUAUCCAGGAAAAUGUGAAUAUGCCAGAAGGACCGUUGCUCCUGUCGCCGAAAUCUUUGUUUUUGGCAUUUCACCAGGAAGUAAUUGUAAAACGUCCUGAGGAGUUCAAAAUUGCGUGCCUUAAAGACAUCCGUGCUUUAUUUCCUCCGGACAGAAAUCCCUUUUUUGCUGCAUACGGCAACCGAACCACUGAUUUAUUAUCCUAUCGUACGGUUGGCGUGCCGAUGACACGAAUUUUCACGAUCAACUACCAGGGCCAACUUAAACACGAAAUCCUCCGCCAAGCAAAGUCUUCCUAUUCGCAGCAGUCCAAUUUAGUGGACAUGCUAUUUCCGCCCCUGGUAUCCGUACCCGGGACCAACGUUCUUGUCUCGCAGCAUGAGCACGCCGAAGAAUACAGCUCAUUCGUGUACUGGAAGGCUCCGCUGCCGGAUCUGGAUUCCACGUUUGAAGUGCCACCCCCUCCGGAGCCGGAAGUCCGGAAAAAGAGAACGGAUUCAGGAGGAGCUGCUUCUAAAUCGACGUCUCCUACGAAAACGGCCAAAACUGCUCCGCUGACCAUUAUGUAAAUUGUAGAUCCACUGCUUUGUGUGCAUUUGCAUUCCCUGUGCAUUUUUCAUUUUGUUUCAUUUGUUUUUAAUACCAUCGCCUAAACUUUUGAAUUUUUCUUUGGUUGUGGGAUUCUGGAAACCCGCUUCUUCCAUUGUCUUUCCUUCUGCUGGGAUUGGGAUGACUGUGAGCAUGAAGGAGUCAUUUUGUUACGUAUCUGUAUUAGUUAACCAUGUACGGUAACUAAUGCAUUUUGUGGUUUUAUCGCGUUGACUGCAGAUGUAUUAUUUACUUGCCUGUGAUCACUGUUGUGAACUUCUCCAGUUCUACAAAAUUAAAGAGAACCUUCUGUGGAAAA
Molecule: messenger RNA, 3315 nt
Organism: Paramacrobiotus metropolitanus
Lineage: Eukaryota; Metazoa; Tardigrada; Eutardigrada; Parachela; Macrobiotidae
Product: phosphatidate phosphatase LPIN2-like
Exons: 13
Coding region: 329-2977 (882 amino acids)
Biological process (GO): triglyceride biosynthetic process; cellular response to insulin stimulus; positive regulation of transcription by RNA polymerase II
Cellular component (GO): nucleus
Molecular function (GO): transcription coactivator activity; phosphatidate phosphatase activity
Source: RefSeq, a predicted model, not a curated record